Messenger RNA from Aegilops tauschii subsp. strangulata, 1764 nucleotides. RefSeq lists its product as uncharacterized. The record is from RefSeq and is a predicted model, not a curated record. NCBI's taxonomy places the organism in Eukaryota, Viridiplantae, Streptophyta, Magnoliopsida, Poales, Poaceae. Gene Ontology annotation, biological process: shoot system development; root development.
AUGCGGCUUCAUCUCUUCGUGGUGUGUGCUAGGGGUGGUGUUGCUGCGCUCAGCGCUUUUGUAUCCUGCCUUGGGUGUGUGUGGUGUUGGCGUGCGUUUGUAUUGGAUGAUGUGGAUCUUUGCUUUAUAUAUAAAGCGGGGCGAAAGCCUUUUUCGGCAAUGGUACAUCAAACCAGAAGUUGCUCUCCUCUUCUCCUCUCUUUCACAACAAUACAUACAAAAGCUUCCAGAUUAGAUAUGGCUUUCCACAUGAGAUCCAUAAGUUUGCCUUCUAGGCCUCAGGCCAAUGAGACCGAGGUUGAACAAGAACUGCUGAGCCUAGAGGCAAGUAUCUCUUCUUCCAUUACCAUCGGCACGAUGUGUGAUGGUCUGAGGAGGCUUGGAGACAUCUACAAUGGUGUUGAAGAGAUUAUUUGCCUACCAAGCAAUCAAGUUAGCUCCUCUCAGCGGAGGAAGAUGUUGGAUGGAGAGAUGGAAUGCUCUCUUGAGUGGUUGAACCUCUACAGUAACAUGCAAGAGAUCUUCAUCGAAAUGAAGGUCAUCAUCCAAGAGCUGCACAUGGCUCUGAGAAAAGGGGAUGAUGCAGCUGCUCAAGCCAAGAUCCAGUCUUACACCCGCUUGGCGAAGAAGGCCAAGAAUCAAUUCAAGAAGACCACGAAAAAGACUCCUGCAGAUUGCAAGAUGGUCAUGCUAUUGACCAAGGCCAGAGAGAUAUCUGUCUCUCUGCUGGAGUCCACACUACAUUUCUUGUCGAAGCAAAUUGAAAUGCCUAAACAAUCUCUUGUUUCCAAGGCAUUUCACAAAAAGAAGGCAGUUGUCUGCAAGGACGAGCAAUUGCAGGAGCUAGAGUGCAGUAUCGGAGAUCUUGAGAGUGGAGCAGGACAUCUGUUCAGGAAAUUACUCCAGAGCAGAGUUUCUCUACUCAACAUUCUUAGCUCAUAGAUACUCCCAAGUCACUCUUGACGCCCUGUGGUUGGCAUCCGCCUUUUAAGGAAUAGCUGAUCUUCAUACAAGUUUCCCAUAUGUAUACACUAUACAGUAUAAAUGUACAGGAAAUAUAGAAAGAGAAACCAAAGUUUUGAUCCAUUAGACCAUUUCAUGCUUGAAGAUGUGUUUGUGAUCCGAGUAUAGUUUAUUUUGAUAUCCUUGGUUAGUCGAUCUUGCUCCUAAUGCAUGAAACAUGCCAGAUCAAAGUCACAACGUCUCCACCACCACCACAUGGCUGUGCAGUCUGGCACUACAAGUGAAUAUAUUUCUUGCUUCAGAAUGCAACAAAGUCCAAAUUAGUUAACUCAAAUUAUAAUAUAAUCACCAUCUGCAUCAUUUAAGCAUUUAAGCCAAAAAAAUAGCACAAACAUGUAAUUUAGAGCCACAACUCUGCUUUUGUCCUACAGGAUUAACAAUAAUUUGGGCAAGUCCUAAUUAAGAAUUCAAACUUGCGAGGGCGCAAAGUUUGUGUUCCUUUCCUAUAGUAAUUCUCAGUACACAAACAACAACCAAUGUUUUAUAUGCUUAUUGGCACACAUCAAAAGCGUGUUUUUGUACAUGCUCAUAAGAGAUCUUCAGAAUGGAGCAGGAAAUUGUUCAGGAAAUUAUUUCAGAACAGAGUUUCUCGAUACUCCACGUCACACUAUGCCCUGCGAUUGGCACCCGCCUUUUUGAGGAUUAGCUGAUCUUGAUGCAGUUUUUCCAUAUGUAUAGAGUACAAAUGUACAGAAACUGUAGAAAGAGAAACCAAAUUUUGACCUGUUUCAAAUUUUGUGA